GGCAGUACUGUUUGGACCCAAGAAGGCGGGCUCUCUGCAGAAGGACUGGGAAGGUGGCGGCGGCGAAGGCGCUGGCGGUUGAGGUUACUCCGAGCCAGGUAACUAUGAAAGGCUUGUAUUUUCAACAGAGUUCUACAAAUGAAGAAGUAACAUUUGUAUUUCAAGAAAAGGAAAAUGUCCCUGUUACAGAGGAUAACUUUGUGAGGGUUCAAGUUAAAGCCUGUGCCCUGAGCCACAUAAACACAAAGCUUCUGGCAGAAAUGAAGAUGGAAAAGGAUUUCUUCCCUGUUGGAAGAGAAGUUGCUGGAAUUGUAUUAGAGGUUGGCAGGAAGGUCUCGUUCUUUCAGCCCAACGAUGAGGUGGUGGGGAUUUUGCCUUUGGAUUCCGAAGACCCUGGACUCUGUGAAGUUAUCCGAGUGCACGAGCAUUACCUGGUUCAUAAACCAGAGAAGGUGUCAUGGACGGAAGCCGCCGGCGUCAUCCGGGAUGGAGUCCGAGCCUGCACGGCUCUGUAUUAUCUCUCUCAGCUCUCUCCUGGGAAGUCUGUGCUGAUCAUGGACGGGGCAAGUGCAUUUGGCACAAUAGCCAUCCAGUUAGCACAUCACAGAGGAGCCAAGGUGAUCUCAACAGCGCACAGCCUGGAGGACAAACAACAUCUUGAAAGGCUGAGGCCUUCUAUAGCCCGUGUGAUUGAUGUGUCUAAUGGGAAAGUCCACGUUGCUGAAAGCUGUUUGGAGGAAACAGGUGGCCUGGGAGUAGAUAUUGUCAUAGAUGCAGGAGUGAGAUUAUAUAGUAAAGAUGAUGAACCAGCUGUGAGAUUACAGCUGCCACAUAAGCAUGACAUCAUCACACUUCUUGGUGUUGGCGGCCAUUGGGUAACAACAGAAGAAAACCUUCAGUUGGAUCCUCCAGAUAGCCACUGCCUUUUCCUCAAGGGCGCAGCGGUGGCUUUCCUUAAUGAUGAAGUUUGGAAUCUGUCAAAUGCACAACAGGGAAAAUAUCUUUGCAUCUUAAAAGACGUGAUGGAGAAGUUAUCAGCUGGUAUUUUCAGACCUCUGCUUGAUGAACCCAUUCCACUAUAUGAGGCAAAAGUGUCCAUGGAAGUUGUUCAGAAAAAUCAAGAAAGAAAAAAGCAAGUUGUUCAAUUUUAAUUUUCUCUCCCAGACCUCAGUUGGAUGCACCCACACCAGUAUAUGAAGCCAGUUUUCUUUGGAAAUUGUUGAGAAAAAUCAAGGAAGAUAAAACAACAUUUUCUAUUUUUAA
This is a messenger RNA of Apodemus sylvaticus (European woodmouse), 1263 nucleotides long. It is a transcript of the gene Cryzl1, whose product is annotated as crystallin zeta like 1. The coding region runs from base 105 to 1151 and encodes 348 amino acids. Lineage: Eukaryota; Metazoa; Chordata; Mammalia; Rodentia; Muridae. The transcript is spliced from 13 exons. Gene Ontology annotation, molecular function: oxidoreductase activity. The record is from RefSeq and is a predicted model, not a curated record.